Molecule: messenger RNA, 582 nt
Organism: Trichomonas vaginalis G3
Lineage: Eukaryota; Parabasalia; Trichomonadida; Trichomonadidae
Exons: 1
Coding region: 1-582 (193 amino acids)
Biological process (GO): formation of translation preinitiation complex
Molecular function (GO): RNA binding
Source: RefSeq, a predicted model, not a curated record
AUGUCACUUUUCGAGAACGGAAACUUUGACACUUUUCAUUUCACAUUACCUAUGUUUUUCAGAUUUAAGCUUGAAAAGGCUAAGAACAAGAAAACACUCGGAUCAGCAAUGAUUUCAAAACUUAGAGAAGCAGCAUCCGCAACAAUGCCGUUGUUUCCUGAAAUAGAAAACGAUUAUCUUCCAAAGAAGGCACCAGUUACAGUUUUUGGUCUUCAAGAUCAUGCAAAAUUAUACUUUGUCGGAAAUUAUCCGGCGGUAGUUGAGCUCGGCCAUGGCGAAGUUUUCCCUCAUCUUCGUAUCGCAAUGGAAAACAUGGGCUUGCUUAGAACAAUCGUUGUUGAUGAACCAACUGCUAGAGCUGUUAUGCGUGGUGCUGAUUUGAUGGCUCCUGGCGUAAAUGGAAUGGAUGAAGAUUUCCAUGAAGGCGACAUUGUUCAAAUUGUAUUGAUGGGAGAAAGUAUUCCAUUUGCUAUUUGCCAAAUGCAAAGAGAAGGAGCAGAUAUAUUGAAGAAUCCAAAGGGAAAGGCUUGCAAGACACUCCACACCAUGAAAGACGACUUAUUUACUCUUAAGCUUGAAUGA